AUGGAUGGAACUUGCUUUAGUCUGCUCGCCUAUGCAGACGACAUAGUCUUGCUAGGGGAAGAGGAACAAAAAGUGGUAGAUCUAGGCGACAGGUUAAUAGAAGCGGCAAAAAAGGUAGGGCUACAUAUCAACAUGGAGAAAACGCAAUACAUGAAAAUUAGUAGGGAACUAGAUAACUUUCCUGAAACCGAAACCAUAACGGUGGAUCAGUAUGAUUUCAAAAAAGUGGAAGAUUUCAAAUACCUGGGCACAAUUGUAACACAGAAGAAUGAAUGUCAAAUUGAUAUUCAACAAAGAAUAAAAAUGAGAAAUAAAUGCUUCUUUUUGAAUAUUGCCUUAAGUUUAAAAAUCUCAAACAUUAAAUAUUUAAACUUAUUAACUUAUUAA
Molecule: messenger RNA, 387 nt
Organism: Acyrthosiphon pisum (pea aphid)
Lineage: Eukaryota; Metazoa; Arthropoda; Insecta; Hemiptera; Aphididae
Exons: 1
Coding region: 1-387 (128 amino acids)
Source: RefSeq, a predicted model, not a curated record